This is a messenger RNA of Rangifer tarandus platyrhynchus (Svalbard reindeer), 300 nucleotides long. The record is from the annotation of a GenBank genome assembly. NCBI's taxonomy places the organism in Eukaryota, Metazoa, Chordata, Mammalia, Artiodactyla, Cervidae.
AUGCAGCUUGCAUACCCAAGGAGGCCCGUGGGAGGAAACGCUGAGGCCCUUCUAGAACAGAAACCACUCCCUAGCACCUGCACAUAUAUAACUUUCCUGAUUCCUCUACCAAAACGGUUCAUUUUCCGGGCUUACCGAUGGCAAGGAUUUACUGUAAAGAGCCCUGGUAAGAAAAUCAGCAUCCUUGACACGUGCUUUUUUUUUUUCCUCGGGCCCCGAGAUAGACUCACAGCCAUCCACUUUCCUUCUCCCAGGGGAAAACUGGUCCCACAGUCUCUGAGGAAACUGGGAUGGCAUUAA